GACGCGGAGGAGCGGCCUUCCGGCGCGGUGACGUCACGGGGGCGCCGCGCGAGGGGGCGUGGCCGAAGGCGGCGGCGGCGAAGAUGGCGGACCUGCUGGGCUCCAUCCUGAGCUCCAUGGAGCCGCCGCCCGGGCUGGACGACCGCGAGGCCCGGCGCGCCAGAGAGCAGAGCGCGCGGCUGCGGACGCUGCAGGAGCAGGAGAAGCGCCAGAAGGCCGCCUUCCGCAAGAGGAUGGAGCGGGAGGUCUCGGCCUUCCUGCAGGAGAGCGCGGAGCCCCGCAGACGCUUCCGCCCCAUGGGGAAGAUCGAGCGCAGCAUCCUGCACGACGUGGCGGAGGUGGCCGGCCUGGCGUCCUUCUCCUUCGGCGACGACGAGGACUCCCGCUACGUCAUGCUCUUCAAGAAGGAGUUCGCACCCUGCGAUGAGGAGCUGGAGGCCUACCGGCGCGGGGAGGAGUGGGACCCCCGGCAGGCAGAGGAGCGGCGCCGGAUGAAGGAAGCGGCGCAGCGUCAGGCGGAGGAGGAGGCCCUGCGUGGGCCGGCGGAGGUGACCCCUCCCAGCGACUACAAGGACAAGUACAGCCACCUGAUCGGCCGGGUGGCCGCCAAGGACGCCGCCCAGGCCAUGGAGGCCAACAAGGCCUACGGCUGCGUGCCGGUGGCCAACAAGAGGGACACGCGCUCCAUCGAGGAGGCCAUGAACGAGAUCCGGGCCAAGAAGCGGCUGCGCCAGAGCGAGGAGGAGGCCAAGAGCUCCUAGGGGCCCUCGGUGGCCCCGCUCCAUCUUGUGGGGCGGCCUCAGGGCUGCUCCCGUGGAGGGGGGGAGGAAUCGGUGGGGACUCUCAUC
Molecule: messenger RNA, 848 nt
Organism: Thamnophis elegans (Western terrestrial garter snake)
Lineage: Eukaryota; Metazoa; Chordata; Lepidosauria; Squamata; Natricidae
Gene: SPAG7
Product: sperm associated antigen 7
Exons: 7
Coding region: 84-761 (225 amino acids)
Molecular function (GO): nucleic acid binding
Source: RefSeq, a predicted model, not a curated record